CAGAGUGUGUGAAAGAAACUUAACAAACUUGGCAUUUGGGUUAAUCUUUUACUUUUUCAGUACACACAGAGCAAUAAAAGGGGGGGUUGUACUAGAGACACACUAUUAAAGGUGAAGGUGUGUGAAAAGUUGAAGACUCCACCAACAAAGAUUUUUAUUUUAAUUUAUUUUUAUCUCCCUAUAAUUUAUUGCAGAAAUCUCAGAUGUGUUUUUUCUUUUAAAGAGGAAACAAAUCCAUUAAUGGCUUCUUAAAUUUUUCAGUCCAGAAUCAAAUAAAUCUUUUUCCUGCCUGAAUUUCAUUUAUUGUUGUUAUAUCCAUCUGAGGAAAGUCAGAUAUUGGGUUUUUGUGUUCUGCUGCUGCUGACUUUUCUGAUUUGGGAAAAGAUCUCAACAAUUUAGUGAUGGGUUCAUUGAUUAAUCAUGAAUUCUAAUGUGGGUUUUUGUUUUUAGUCAAAAUUAAGAGAGAAUUUUUUUUUUUUAUAUUUGGGGUGAAGAUCUUGUUUAGGAAGGAGGAGAAGAGGGGUAUGAUAAAAUGGGUGGAGAAGAAUUAAUUGAGUUGAAAUUUAGACUUGCUGAUGGAAGUGAUAUUGGUCCAAAUAAAUAUAAUCCAACUACAACUGUUGGAUCUUUGAAAGAAAUCAUUAUUUCUCAAUGGCCUCAAGGUAAACAAAAUGGUCCAAAGGCCGUAAGUGAUGUGAAGCUGAUAAACGCAGGAAGAAUAUUGGAGAACAACAAAACCCUCACCGAGUCUAGGGUACCAGUUGGUGAGAUGCCAGGAGGAACCAUAACUAUGCAUGUAGUUGUUCAACAUCCAAUGGUAGACAAGAAAAGUGAGAAACAACUUGCUGAUGCGGCAAACAACAGAUGUUCAUGCUCAAUUCUGUGACUUAAAAAGAAUCAAGUCCGACGAGCUUCUUUCAGUCUUUGGCCAUCAUUUGCCUUUGUUUUCAAACAUUCACCAUCACAAUUCAAAAGCUGACAACAUACGUUCAUUUGCUACAACAAAAACCAAAACCGGAGAUGUGGUAAAAGCUUUUGGGAGUUCAUAAACCAUUCACAGGUGUUUUUCCUUUUCCUUUUGUAAACGUCGUCAAGGUUUUCUCAUAGUACGUAGUUUGGGAACACUGUUAGAUUGUUCUUUCAGUGUUUUGUGUAGCCAAAAAAAUGAACUAUAAAUAGAAUUUGGGUUCACUUGUUUCUGCAAAAUGAGAAGAAAUGCAACCUCAAAUGUAUAAAAAAUGUGAGAAGUACUCUUUUUUGUUUCUCAAGUCAGCAACUUGGUUCUGGUGGGGUGUUAUGUUGUUAAUAUCAAAAGAAAAGAUCUUUGGAAAAGAAAAUUUCUUCUCUUGACUUUUCCAACA
Papaver somniferum (opium poppy) is the source of this 1361-nucleotide messenger RNA. Its product is annotated as membrane-anchored ubiquitin-fold protein 3-like. The transcript has 3 exons. NCBI's taxonomy places the organism in Eukaryota, Viridiplantae, Streptophyta, Magnoliopsida, Ranunculales, Papaveraceae. Bases 533 to 886 code for a protein of 117 amino acids. The record is from RefSeq and is a predicted model, not a curated record. Gene Ontology annotation, molecular function: protein binding.